AUGCUUAUCAUACUUGUUGAAAAAUUUGAGAGCACAAAAUGUGUAAAGCAACGAUGUGUAACAAUAAUCGGAGAAUUUCGACAAGAAUCAAUGUUUGUUGAAAAUUAUUUGAUUGAGUCUGGUAGCUUCGUCAAUGUUUUAUGGAUGGGACACAAAUUUCGAGAAACUGUAUCAAAACUAAACCAAUUGUAUAAAACUAUGUACUCAGAUGGAUCGAAAAGGUUUAUUAUAUUACAUUGGACCCCAUCAGAUAUAAUUGAUGCUGGCAUUAAGUACAUGCAAAUAACAUUGCCAAGAUGUGAAGAUUUCGUAUCUUUAGAACGUUUUAAUUGCAAAUAUGAGCUCACAUCUAUUCUUAAAUAUCAUGUAAGCAGUUUACAAAAUGAUAAGCGUCUGAUCUAUGCACUACGGAAUUUUUUUAUAAGUGAUGAGGACCUGCUUAAUAUCAUGAGUGAUUUAAAUACCCAGAGAGAGAAGUUUUCAACCGUAGAGGAUGCCUAUGAUCGCGUCGCUUGUAACUGGUUACGUGGUAAUAACCAAACCUACAGCAACUGGAUUAAUAAAGACCCAAUAACACUCUGGAUCGGUGGCAUAUUUCCUUUUAAUACGUCAAAUGAAGCAUAUAAAAAUAUUAAUAGAGCAGUGUCCAAUGCUGUUUCUGCUAUUAAUAAGAACAGGAAUGUGCUUUCAGGCUACAAUUUGAAAGUUAUGGAGAACAAUGAGCAGUGCAUGUCGGAUGUGGUUAUGAAGGCGUUCAUUCACUAUUUUAAUUUGCCUAAUAUGCUUGGUGUGUUAGGACCUGCUUGCAGUGAAACUGUUGAGCCUAUAGCUGGUAUUUCAAAACAUAUGAAUAUGAUGGUCUUAUCAUACUCAGCAGAAGGCGCUUCAUUUGUAGACCGGGCUAAUUAUCCAUAUUUCUUUCGUACUAUUGGGUCCAAUAUGCAUUAUGUAAAUGCUUAUUUAUCCAUUAUGAAAAAACUAAUGUGGCAGCGUGUAGCAGCCAUAACUGAAGGGGAUCAGAAAUAUUCCGAGUAUAUAUCCCACAUGGAGAAAAAAUUGAAAAUAGAAAAGUUAAAGUUAAUAAUUCAUCGGAAACUUCGCAUUGAUGUGACACCCAUGGAUGUGAAAGAGUACUUACUCGAAAUAAAGGAGUCACACGUUAAAAUCAUCAUAGCAGAUAUUCAUAGAAAGACGGCAGCAAUUACAUUUUGUGAAGCUAAGAUAUUGGGAAUGAUCCAGAAAGAUGAAUAUGUGUGGUUUUUACCUUCAUGGCUUUCAAAGGACCCUUAUAUGUGGCAGGUUUUAGUGAAUAAUAGUUGUACGUCUGAUGAAUUCAUAGAGGCACUUGACGGUUUUAGUAUAAUGCACACUCCGUUUGGAAAUCCCGAAGCAAUCAUGCAGGAGGGAAAAACUAUAAGAGAUUGGCUUGAAUUAUAUAACAUUACGCAUGUGGCUUCCUCGAAUUACAUUGGCUUUGCCUAUGACGCCGUAUGGACUUAUGCAUUUGCCGCACAAAAGCUAUUAGAAUGGGAUAAGGAUGCGUUUUUCCGAUUGAGAUCCACUGAUGUGGUAAAAAAAUUGGCGGACCUAAUAUGGGAGACUGAUUUUUAUGGAGUAUCGGGUAAAGUAAAAUUUGGCCGAGGUGGGUCAAGGAUAAACAUUGGCAUAGACAUUUUACAGUGGAGAAACAUGGACUAUAAUAUUGUUGGAAAGUUUUCCCUGACGGGAGAGGGCUAUGGUGAAAACAUUAGUAAAAACGUGAGGAGUGGACAGUUAUUAUUUAACUUAUCUAAAGUUCAUUGGUUGAAAGAUCGAGUACCACAGGACGGUAGAUACGAUUGUAGAUUUUCAUUCUUAGCUCAAACAUUAAAAACUGAUUGUGAUACUACUACAAUGCUAUUCUCCAUAAUCAUGUGCAUGAUUUCUGUAAUAUUCAUAUCGGUAAUAUCUUUUAUAUUUUUGAAACAACGCUAUGACCGAAAAUUGAAGCGAUCAGCUAAGAUUAUGAAAACUUUUGGAAUAGAUCUUUCGGCACCAUCCCAAUAUAACAGCAAUAGCCUGGACAAGUGGGAAAUACCGAAAGAUAAUGUUGUAGUUAAUAGAAGGUUAGGAGAAGGUGCAUUUGGUACGGUAUAUGGUGGUGAGGCUCGGCUUGGUUCUGGAAACUGGACUGCAGUUGCCGUAAAAACACUGAAAGCUGGUGCAUCCACCGAAGACCGUGUUGAUUUUUUAUCCGAAGCUGAGGCAAUGAAACGGUUUAAUCAUAAAAACAUAAUACAAUUGUUAGCUGUGUCUCUUCAAAGCGAGCCAAUUUAUUCUAUAAUGGAGUUCAUGCUGUACGGAGACUUGAAAACGUUCCUAUUAGCACGACGGAAUAUGGUUAAUGACAAGGUUUCCGAUGAUUCCGACAUUUCAUCAAGGCGCCUUACCAUGUAUGCAUUCGAUGUGGCACGUGGAUUGGCUUAUCUGGCGGACCAGAAAUACGUGCAUAGAGAUCUUGCAUGCCGAAAUUGCCUUGUAAAUGCGCAACGGGUAGUUAAAAUAGGCGACUUUGGUAUGGCUCGUCCUACCUUUGAAACAGACUAUUAUCGCUUCAACCGAAAAGGAAUGUUACCUGUACGUUGGAUGGCACCCGAAGCACUGGCGCUGGGACGCUUUACGCCCGCUUCUGAUAUAUGGUCAUUUGGAGUUGUGCUAUUUGAGAUAAUUUCCUUUGGUUCAUAUCCCUACCAAGGGCUUACUAACAGCCAAGUACUCGAAUUUGUCAAAAAAGGAAACACAUUAGAAAUACCAAUAGGUAUCAAGCCACCAUUAGUGGGACUUAUAAAUGCUUGUUGGAGUCAAGAAGCUUCUAAGCGCCCGACAGCUUUAGAGGUAAUUGACUUCAUUUUAAACUAUCCAAGACUGCUGACACCCUCAUUGGACUUCCCUGGUGCUGCCGUCGAAUUUCCGGAGAAAGAUGUCGAUCAGUUACAGCUACUGCCACAACUACAAAUAAAUUCACCCCUCAAUUCUGCCACUACACUCGGGAUACAAAAGCAUACGCUUUUUUGCGACCAACACUCAUCGGAGCUAAGCACCAAGAGUGAAUCCUGUCCCACCGCCUCACAUCAAAGCAGCCCAUGUACAUGUUCGCCCAUUGCCCCAGAUGGAUAUAGUAUUAAGUGCCCUCUUCUAAUCAAUCAGACCUGCGACAGCUCUGGGUCGUAA
Messenger RNA from Scaptodrosophila lebanonensis, 3210 nucleotides. RefSeq names its product atrial natriuretic peptide receptor 2-like. Lineage: Eukaryota; Metazoa; Arthropoda; Insecta; Diptera; Drosophilidae. Gene Ontology annotation, molecular function: ATP binding; transmembrane receptor protein tyrosine kinase activity. The transcript has 6 exons. Gene Ontology annotation, biological process: multicellular organism development; protein phosphorylation; positive regulation of kinase activity. The record is from RefSeq and is a predicted model, not a curated record. The coding region runs from base 1 to 3210 and encodes 1069 amino acids. Gene Ontology annotation, cellular component: signaling receptor complex.